Messenger RNA from Cyprinus carpio (common carp), 1849 nucleotides. It is a transcript of the gene hoxc13b, whose product is annotated as homeobox C13b. Gene Ontology annotation, molecular function: RNA polymerase II cis-regulatory region sequence-specific DNA binding; DNA-binding transcription factor activity, RNA polymerase II-specific. Gene Ontology annotation, biological process: regulation of transcription by RNA polymerase II. NCBI's taxonomy places the organism in Eukaryota, Metazoa, Chordata, Actinopteri, Cypriniformes, Cyprinidae. The record is from RefSeq and is a predicted model, not a curated record.
CACGGCGAUUUUGUUAAUCCUGCGUGAAUACUGGGCGGACACGUUACACGUAUAUAAAAAGCUCAAAUGAAAGUAGUUCUCAUAAAAACAAAACCAUGGAGGGACUGAGCGGGAAUUGCUUUGCCUCUCAUUGCAAGGAUUUCAUCUCUCACCCUGCACUGGGACGCCACUCUGGGAAUCUCGUGAAUCACCAGGGUACAGUGUACCCAGAUAUCACUGCACAAGAUAUCGGCCGGCAGUGCCCUGCGCACCAGGCCUCCUCGGGCACAUCACUGAGCUAUGGAUACCCAUUUGGAAGUCCAUAUUAUGGAUGUCGUCUUUCGUAUCCUCGCAACGUAAAUUUGCAACAGAAGGCAUAUUCCUAUCAUCCUGCCGAAAAAUGCAUGGAGUCAAGCAGUGCGCUGCCAGCUGAGGAACUUUCCAGCCGUUCCAAAGAAUUAGGUGUUUACCCAAGUUUUGCCAGCUCUUAUCAGACAGUUCCCGGUUUGGACGUCCCGGUUGUACCAGGAAUUAGUGCGCACCCAGAGUCACGGCAUGAAUCUUUCAUUCCUAUGGACAGGUAUCAGCACUGGGCAAUGUCGAACGGCUGGGAAGAGCAACGAUAUUGUUCUAAGGAACAAACACAUUUUAACAACCUGUGGAAGUCUCAGUUUUCGGAUGUGGUGCCACACCAGACCGAGAUUAAUGGGUUCCGUCGCGGUCCUAAGAAGAGAGUACCUUAUAAUAAGAUGCAAUUAAAGGAACUGGAAAAAGAGUACGCCGCCAGCAAGUUCAUCACCAAAGACAAAAGAAGGCGUAUCUCCGCCGCAACCAGUCUCUCGGAACGCCAGGUAACCAUCUGGUUCCAGAACCGUCGUGUUAAGGAGAAAAAGUUAGUUUGUAAAUCAAAGUAAAGUUCCCGCGUGCAUGUAAAUUGAUCACAAGUGGUGUUGUUAGCGCCAACACGUUCUUUAUUUAGAGUGAAUUGCCCUAAAGUGGGACACUUUCUUGUUUGUAUAAAAAAAAAAAAAAAAUUAUCCACACUAAUUUCUCAAAAAGCUGUCUUGCAGUUGCGCAGUAAUAGAGGUUUAGGACAGUUAGACAUCAUUUUAAUUAAAGAAUCAGGUGGUUUUACGUAUUCUGGAAUGCUUAAGCGGUCUGGUGAUUAAUUUAUGCUGAGGAAAGUGUCAAUUAGCUCAUCGGUUUAGUUUGGUCUGCGAUGUAUAUUGAUAUGGUGUAAACAAUUGUUCUUGUCUCAUUUGGUUUAGUUUUUGUUCUAACACAGAAGGUUUUGACUUUGAAAAAAAAAAACUGUCUAUCCAAACAUAAUGUCAUCCCAGAAUUGUUAAUUGUUUAAUAAGCUUUCUGUGUUAUUUUCUUACUAGCGUUUUUAUUCAAUUUAUUGCAAGUGCAUACAUGUCGGUAUUCUCGUGCUUUUUAGAAACAUAUUGAAUUGGGGAUGUGUAGUCGAUACUGAAGUAGGCUACCUUUCUCCUUUUUGUUCCCCAAAUUGCAACCUACAUGGACCUACCAUGUAUGAGUUCACAGUGUUUCUUGGUAACAUUGGCCAUCAAAUCGAAACUUUUAUUAUGUCAUGGUCCAUGGAACACACUGCACAUAAGUGACAAUACUGUACAGAAAAUAAGUUCAAUGACAAAGCAGUAAGUUUUUAUAUGGGUCAAAUUUUGGCACACGUCAAUUUCCAGAGGUCUGCCGUCUGCACUAUAUUUUGCUUUUCUUGGCAGAAAUGUUACGUUAUAAAAUGGCAGGGCACGGAUGCAUAUCACUGCCUCUAACAUGAGAACAGUGAAUCCAUAUUUAUUAUGUACCAAUUACUGGAAUGAGAACCUCGAUCAUAAGUUCCACUAUA